AUGGAUGUUGUUAUGUCAGAAAAUAAUUUAUAUUUUCUAUUUUUUCUUUUACUCUCUUCCUCUCUCUAUCACUCCAAUUUGUCUUUCUCCCUGCACUCUUUACUUUCUUCUUACAUUUCUUCCUUUUUCUCCUCCCACUCUCUCAAGGUCAUUCAUUUCUCUAUUUUUCUUCUCUUUACUCUUUUCUUAUUCGCUAUCUCUCCCUCCUACUCUCCUCCACCUCUCUCUUCAUUUUUCUCUCUUGAUAUUCCCUCUCUUUUCCAUAUGCCUUGUUCUUUUUGGUUUGUUCUUUUUCCACCCCCUCUUCCUCAAUUUUCAUACUCUCUCCCUCACUCUUAUCUUCUACAAAAACAUUUUUCAUUUUAUUCUCUUGAACUAUCCACCUGCUUGUGUUUUUUUUCACUCCUUCCCACUCUCACUGACUUUCUCCUGUCUCUCUUCUCUCUCCUUCUCAGUUUUCCCUCCUACUCUCCUUCCAUACUUCUAUCUUUUCUCUGUACUUUCUUCUUUCCAAUUAUCAUUCUAAACCUUUUUUUCCUCUCUUUCUUCUUCUCACUUUCCAUUUCUUUAUUUUUCUUAAUCAUUUUUUCUUUAAUUCACACUUCUCAAUUUUUUUUUUUUUCAUUUUUCUUUCUUCACUCUGAAUUUAUGAGUGGGUUUUGA
Acanthosepion pharaonis is the source of this 663-nucleotide messenger RNA. NCBI's taxonomy places the organism in Eukaryota, Metazoa, Mollusca, Cephalopoda, Sepiida, Sepiidae. The record is from the annotation of a GenBank genome assembly.